Messenger RNA from Telopea speciosissima, 2917 nucleotides. RefSeq names its product protein PHOX1-like. NCBI's taxonomy places the organism in Eukaryota, Viridiplantae, Streptophyta, Magnoliopsida, Proteales, Proteaceae. The record is from RefSeq and is a predicted model, not a curated record. The transcript is spliced from 3 exons. The coding region runs from base 295 to 2415 and encodes 706 amino acids. Gene Ontology annotation, molecular function: protein binding.
UAUUUUUUUUAAAUUAUUUUUUUGCUGUUUCAUUUGAAUUUGUACUCUGUCUAUAUUGGGUGGUUCUGUAUCUGUAGUUGUAGAGGAAUUGGGGUGUUUGAGGAUUUUUGGUCAGAACAUAAUUGUGGGCUGGGUGUGGAAUUAGGGGAAUAGGAAUUUGUGGCUCUGGAUUGAUAGUAUUGCAGAGAAGCUCGGUCUCGACUUACCAGGGGCCGAUCGUCGUUGAUUCUGUUUGGGUUUAAUUAUUAGAAGGUCUUUGAUUAGGAGAAAACUAGAGUGCUUUCUGGAUUAGCGAUGGGGAAGUCUACAGGGAAGAAGAAGACACAGGCAGAAGGGAAAUCUGGUGGUGCAAAUGCGAAGCAGAACAAAUUGGGGGACCAGGGCACCAAGGCCUACGACAAGGACACAGCCGUCUUCAUCAGCAUGUCUCAGGGGCUGAAAGAGGAAGGGAACAAGCUCUUUCAGACGAGGGAUUAUGAAGGAGCCAUGUUGAAGUAUGAGAAAGCCCUCAAAUUGCUGCCCAGAAACCACAUAGAUGUGGCCCACCUCCGCAGUAACAUGGCUGCUAGCUACAUGCAGAUGGGUCUGGUCGAUUACCCCAGGGCCAUCAGAGAGUGUAAUCUGGCUCUUGAAGUUGCUCCAAAGUACAGUAAAGCUCUCUUGAAGAGGGCUCGGUGCUAUGAAGCUAUUAACAGACUUGAAUUAGCCUUGAGAGAUGUUAAUACGGUUCUUAGCACGGAGCCUAAAAAUCUCACAGCAUUGGAGCUUGAAGAAAGUUUGAAGAAGGCAAUUGAGAAGAAGGGUAUCCAGGUGGACGAUAAAGGGAUCAUUUUGGCCCCAGAGUACGUCGAACCUCUUCCUGAUUCACCUCCAUGUAAAGUAGUUAAAGAGAAGAAGAAAAAGAAGAGCCAUACAAAGGAGGAAAAGAAAGCUGAAGACAAAACUGAGGAGAAGAAAACUGAAGGUAAAAUUGAUGAAAAGAAAGCUGAAGAUAAGGUGGUUGUAGAAGAAAAUGUUAGUAGUAUCAAGAAAGAAGAAGCCACUAGAACUGUGAAAUUGGUGUAUGGAGAUGAUAUAAGAUGGGCCCAAUUACCGGUUAAAUGUAGCAUUAUGCAGCUGAGGGAGACGGUUAAAAAUCGCUUCCCAAGCUCAAAGGCAGUUCUCAUCAAAUACAGGGAUCCAGAAGGUGAUUUGGUUACAAUCACCACCACUGAAGAGCUGAGAUGGGCUGAAGCGGCAGCAGAUUCGCAGGGUUCACUUCGACUGUACAUUGUAGAAGUUCAUCCUGAGCAAGAGCCAUUAUUUGAGGCAAUAGAAACUGGUAAAGAUGAGGAAGAGUCCUGGAAGAACCGAAAUAAAAUUGCCGAUGAUGGGAAUGGGGAAAUGGAAACAGAGCCAACUUGUGUUGAUGACUGGAUCAUCCAGUUUGCUCGUCUGUUCAAGAACCAUGUUGGGUUCAAUUCAGAUGCAUAUUUGGAUCUUCAUGAACUUGGGAUGAAGCUUUAUUCAGAAGCUAUGGAGGAUACUGUUACAAGUGAAGAAGCUCAAGGCCUUUUCGAUAUUGCAGCAGAGAAGUUCCAAGAGAUGGCAGCUCUAGCUCUGUUCAACUGGGGAAAUGUUCACAUGUCGAGGGCAAGGAAGAGGGUGUUCUUCACAGAAGAUGCUUCAAGAGAAUCCAUACUUGAACAGGUUAAAACGGCAUAUGAGUGGGCACAAAGAGAAUAUGUGAAUGCAGGGAACCGAUAUGAAGAAGCUCUAAAAAUCAAACCGGACUUCUAUGAAGGCCUUCUAGCACUUGGGCAACAGAAAUUUGAGCAGGCAAAACUUUCUUGGUAUCAUGCUAUAGGGAACAAAGUUGAUCUGGAGACAUGGCCAGCUUCAGAAGUUCUAGAGCUUUUUGACGGUGCUGAAGAUGAUAUGGAGAGGGGAACAGAGAUGUGGGGGGAGAUGGAGGAGCGGCAUCCUAACGAACUCUUGAAACCAGAUAAGGUAAAAACUGAGUUGCAGACAAUGGGGUUGGAUGGGCUAUUUAAAGAUGUAUCAGCAGAAGAAGCUGCAGAGCAGGCUGCAAAUAUGAGAUCUCAAAUAAAUCUUCUAUGGGGUACUAUGCUGUAUGAGCGGUCAAUUGUGGAAUUCAAAUUAGGGCUGCCUGUUUGGGAAGAAUGUCUGGAGGUUGCUGUUGAAAAAUUUGAACUUGCUGGGGCUUCUCCUACUGAUAUUGCUGUUAUGAUAAAGAACCAUUGCUCCAGUGAAAAUGCACAAGAAGGUUUGGGGUUCAAAAUUGAUGAGAUAGUACAGGCAUGGAAUGAGAUGUAUGAUGCUAAAAGGUGGCAGAGUGGUGUUCCAUCCUUCAGGCUGGAACCAUUAUUUCGAAGACGAGUUCCAAAACUUCAUCAUAUUUUGGAGCAUGUGUGAUCUAUCUUUUUUUGAUUUAGCUGGAUCAGAGUUUGAGCCAGAAUUCUUUAGAGCAGUGAAGGGAUUCAGUUUUUCUGCUCCAUUGUCCAGUGGCUGCAUUGGUGCUGAAUGAAAUAGGUUUCUUAUGCUAGAUCGGCUGUUCUUGAUUUUCUGUUAGAACCAAAGAAGAGAAGAAGGUUGUUAGUUUUGGAAUGGGGUUUUGUGUGUAAGCCGAGGAGCCAAUUAUGUCAAUUAAUUCUUCAUCUGGGGAACAAGAGCUCACCUCUCAAAAUGAUCGUAUGAAGAAGCAGAGACUUCUUUUUGUUGGUUUCUGCAUCUGCCCCUGGUUUCUCUCCAGAUUUUCAACAGGUAGGUAGAAGAUUGCAUUUGUAAUUUAUUCUUGAAAUAACACCUGUAAUGAUAUAUGGUUUGUUUGUUUAAGGGGUCUAUAAUUUAUUGAUACACGCCAGUUUUCUCAUUUGUAAUUUUUGUGAGUGUUACACAGAGGAAAACAGUUUUCUUU